This is a messenger RNA of Symbiodinium sp. CCMP2592, 402 nucleotides long. The record is from the annotation of a GenBank genome assembly. Lineage: Eukaryota; Dinophyceae; Suessiales; Symbiodiniaceae.
AUGUCAGCCUUUUCAAGUCACUUCAUUGUCCCUUCUGCCGCUUUGGGUUCAAUCAGCUUCUCUGGGGAGAAGCCUCUUGGCGAGGGCAGGCUUUGGCAACCCCGCCGACUCAACAUCCGCUCAAAGGCAGAACAUCUCGACAAAACCUUCGAGAUGCUACGAUUUAUCUUCACAUGGCUGGUCUUCAUCGUACUGCUGGCUCAGGGAGCUGUUGCGCUCGAAACACAGUGGGGCUGCCAGGCUCUCUCGAGCGAUGCCUUUGGAGGCUACUUCGAGGGUGCCGUGUGGCAGGAUCUUCGGCUCCUGCUGUCCUUCGUAAUGGGCAUCGCCUGUGUUCACACUGGUGAGGUGCUGAUCAAAAACGGCGGCCCCAACGCUGCUUGGCUGGGAUCACAUCAUUGA